Messenger RNA from Paramecium octaurelia, 727 nucleotides. NCBI's taxonomy places the organism in Eukaryota, Ciliophora, Oligohymenophorea, Peniculida, Parameciidae. The record is from the annotation of a GenBank genome assembly.
AUGGAUACAACUACUACACAUAACUAACCAUAAAUUGAAACAUUUGAAUCCAAAUUGAUUACCAUAUAAGGAACAUCUUCUCUUCCAAAUGAACGCGUCUAUCGUAUCCGAAAAUCAUUCCAUCCAUAAAUCACUGCUAACCAGUUCAUUUUAAAUAAAACCUUAAAUUCCUCAGUCAACAGCCUUAAUCACUUUUGUCAACUAUGCAAUAAACAUACAUCAACACCAGUACUCAAAUUUUGUGCCUGUUAGGAUAGAUAAUAUCAUUUAUUGUGUCUAAUAACUCGCAUAACAUUGGAAUACAAGUAAGGUAAUGGUAUAAUGCAAUGUGCUUAUUGCAGUUUAUAUUAUCCAACUGUGAUUGAAACUAAGUAUAUAUUAAUUUAAGAUUAGCUUCUCUUAUAAUAACUUAACCAGAAAACAAAAAUUCUCAUAUUUCUUAGCCUUUUUAUUGUUGCAAAUUUCAAUCGUCGUUGAAAUGGCCGUUAUGAUAGCAAAAUAGCUCGAUCUUCCUUUUUAUAUCUUGUUAGCUAACUUACUAUUAAUAGAAUUGCUUUUGCUACUUAUGUUGAUAAGAAGAGCAAUACUAGUCGCUCGCAUUGUAAGAUUUUCACUAGAAGAAUAUAAGUUUUGUGAUGAAAUUAUCUAAUCUACAUACGCAAAAAACUCGUUUAAAAUAAUCUCAGCCUUAAAAAGUCAUAAAGCCAAGCAAUUGUUUAAUGAAUGA